This is a messenger RNA of Exophiala xenobiotica, 2196 nucleotides long. RefSeq lists its product as uncharacterized. Gene Ontology annotation, molecular function: N,N-dimethylaniline monooxygenase activity; flavin adenine dinucleotide binding; NADP binding. The coding region runs from base 330 to 1937 and encodes 535 amino acids. Lineage: Eukaryota; Fungi; Ascomycota; Eurotiomycetes; Chaetothyriales; Herpotrichiellaceae. The transcript has 4 exons. The record is from RefSeq and is a predicted model, not a curated record.
CGGCAGAUAGGUGGCAUUGAACAAUGGAGGAGCAUCAUCAUUCGCUCCAAUUCCUUCUGGGCAUCAGCCGUCGCGCAUUGGUGGUUGCCUGAAUUGGCGUUCAUCUUACGCUUUUCCGCAGACAGUGUCCAUUGGCCAGCUAUUCGUAUUCCUCGAGGUAUAUUCUGUGUUGGGAGGCCUUAUGGCGCUCGGGAUCGAGCAUUGACAUACAUCGGGUUAGGUAGCUACGACGGGGAUUCGAGAUAUUUAUAUGCGGUAUCUCAACAGUAAGUCGAAAGUUCUCUGGCUCAAAUUCGGGCCCCUUCCACGUUGGUGCCGACGGUGGUAACAUGACGGUGACGGUCGCUGUCAUCGGUGCAGGUCCUACGGGACUCAUGGCCCUGAAGAAUCUUAAAGAAGACGGCUUUGAAGUCACCGGGUUUGAAAAGCGCGGCUAUGUGGGAGGUCUUUGGAAGCAAUCACACGAUUCGUCGCUCUCGGUCACAGAGAACACCAUCUUCAACAGCAGUCGAUUUCGCUCCGCCAUCUCAGACUACCCCAUGCCAGAGCACUACGAUGACUUCCCAACGGCCAAGCAGAUCCACGAGUACAUGGAGAGCUACUGCGACCAUUUCGGCCUACGAGCGCACAUCAAGCUGAAUGCCGAGAUCAAGACAUUCAAGAGGCAGGAGGGCCAAUGGGCUCUAACUUUCGAGCAGAAUGGCACGACGGCGACACAGUACUUCGACAAGGUCAUGGUCUGCACAGGCUCCUUCGUGAGUCCCAGAUCGCCCAGGUUGGCCGGCAUCGGAUACUUCCAGGGCACGACGCUGCACUCUGUGAACUUCCCUGAUCCAUCAUGUUUCCAGGACCAGAAUGUCCUCUUAGUCGGGCUCCACGCCACCGCCCAAGACUUGACAGUCGAGCUAUCCUCUCACGCAAAGAAAGUGUACAUAGCGCAUAGGAAUGGGCUCGUAAUGGUGCCACGCUUCACGCAGGACGGGCGCUCGAUGGACCAAGCGCAAAGCCUGGCAUUCUUCUUCGUCCAACUUUUCAUGGAAACCUGGUUCCCGACACUCUGGAUCUGGAUCCUGGACAAGAUCCUCGCAAGCAUGACAAACACUGCCUUCCCCUCCCAGCCGAAGGAAUGGAACUUCGCGCCCUUCCCGUCCACUGCGACGACCACUCCACUCGUCGCCGAUGCCAUCUACCCGCACUUGCAAUCCGGCUUCGCCACUCCCGUCGCCGCUGUGCAGGAGAUCUCGGGCCCCAAAUCCGUACGCCUCGCCGACGGCCGACUCCUUGAGGACAUCGACGCAAUCAUAUACUGCACAGGCUAUGACUUCUGCGCGCCCUGCGCUCCGGCCGAAUACGACCCAGUCCCUGUCACGGGCCAGCCACCGCACUUGUACAGAAACAUCUUCCCUCUGCACGACGACCCGGCAAUCCGCAACUCGCUGGCUUUCCUGGGCCUCGCGGGCGUCCCGUUCCCGGGCUUUCUUCUCUUCGAGCUACCCGGCAUGGCGGUGUCGCAGAUCUGGCGUGGGAAAUCGCACUUGCCGCCCCUCAAGGAGAUGAAGCAAUGGCGCCGCGAGCACCUUGCGUGGCGCGCGGAUGUCCUUGCAAAGCACAAGACCACUGGGAAUUGGUACUCGGUCUUCGUACGCAUGCCGGACUACGUGGCCUGGUUGGACGAGACGGCCGGGACAGGAUUGUUCGCCAAUUUCGGCUUUUCCAGCAUCGAGGCCUGGCGCUUCUGGUGCCGCGAUCGGAAGUUUUAUAACCUGUGCAAGAACGGUGUCUUUUCGCCUGCCAUAUGGAGGUUGUUUGAUAUGGGGAAGAGGAAAGCCUGGCCUGUCGCCAAAGACCAGAUCAUCAGGGAUAAUCAAUUGGCGGAGACGAGGCAGAAGGAGAGAGUGAAGGCACAGAAAGCGGAGGAUGGUAGGAAGACCAAAUGAUCGAGGGCGGUGUCGUCUGUUCUCCAGUUAUACUUUGGAAGCGUUGGGCGUCCCUGUUACGGUUGAACAUGAUAAUCGGGCUGUACCGACUAUAACUGUUUCUGGACAUUACCGUUUCCAAUCUCUCCUGAGGACCAGAAGCACAGAUAUGAGCCUUUGGGUGUGGAGUGGCCCUCGAAUGGUGAGGCUAGAAUCUUUGAUCGAACAAGAUACGUGCAUAGACCUGCACUCCAUAUACCAAUGUCAGCAGCAAACCCCA